This is a messenger RNA of Momordica charantia (bitter melon), 3878 nucleotides long. Its product is annotated as kinesin-like protein KIN-7H. NCBI's taxonomy places the organism in Eukaryota, Viridiplantae, Streptophyta, Magnoliopsida, Cucurbitales, Cucurbitaceae. The record is from RefSeq and is a predicted model, not a curated record. Gene Ontology annotation, biological process: microtubule-based movement. Gene Ontology annotation, molecular function: microtubule binding; ATP binding; microtubule motor activity.
ACCCAGAAGUAGACGCCAUAACCUCUCUCUGUAUCUGCUCUCGUCUCCACCUCAGAAACAAAAAGCUUCUGUCCCCCAAAUCGACAGAAAAAUCUCCAAAUCCAGAUCCAGAACAUGCCAUUGCCCUUGCCCGGAGUGAGAUUGCGCUCAUUUUCAGCAACAGUGCCGCACAGAUUCUGAUCUGCGUUCUCUAGAUUUGACGUCUUUUCAUUUCUGCUUUCCGAAUUGUGGCGCAGGAUCGGUUCGGUCCGGGCAGAAUUACUUCACAGGGAACUGAAUGUUUCUACUCGGUCUCUUGCGCUGAAAUGGUCGAGUUUGACUUCAAGGUUUUCGAUUCGGUUUGAAUUGCGUCACUGUAGCGCCAAAUUUGGGAUAAAUUGUGAGACUGCUAGAAGAGAAGAAACUGAAUUCCUAACUUCUUUAUUGGAAUCGAAUGCCGAACUUCCUCUGCGUCGCAAUGAGUAUCGAGGUUGUGAAGAAUCUUGCCAAGAUCAUUGAGGAGGCAAGGCAGUGAGGUUCUGUCGGCCCUACUGCUUCUUUGGUCCUAACAACACUUGGUGCAUCGUGAAUCUAAAUUUCAAAUCAGUAGAAAGUACUGUUGGUAGCUGAAGGAAGAGACGCCGAGGAAUGCUGUCAAUUUGCACUAAUAGAUCUCUUUAAGAAUGGUCUUAGACUCUUAAUUUCUGAGUUACAUAAGGUUUACGGCUUUGAAGCCGAGAGGAGACGGCGAGAAAUGGGAGCUGUCGGUGAGGACGAGCUAAUAAUGGAAGAGACAAGUGGGCGUGAAGAGAGAAUUUUGGUAUCAGUUCGUCUGCGCCCUUUGAACGAGAAGGAGGUUUCAAGGAAUGACGUCUCGGAAUGGGAAUGCAUUAACGAUAACACUGUCAUAUGCAGGAAUGCGCUUUCGGUUGCUGACCGCUCCUUGUAUCCAUCUGUGUAUACAUUUGACAGGGUAUUUGGUAGCGAUUGCACAACAAGGAAGGUCUACGAGGAGGGCGCCAAGGAAGUUGCUCUUUCUGUUGUCAGUGGAGUUAACUCAACUAUUUUUGCUUAUGGACAAACAAGUAGCGGGAAAACGUACACCAUGAGUGGAAUUACCGAGUUUACUAUAGCAGAUAUAUAUGAUUACAUAGAAAAGCACCCGGAGAGAGAAUUUCUUUUGAAGUUUUCUGCCAUAGAGAUAUAUAAUGAAUCUGUGAGGGACCUCCUUGGCAUAGAUAGUACUCCUCUCAGACUCCUGGACGAUCCAGAGAGGGGAACCACGGUUGAGAAACUCACAGAGGAAACUCUGACGAACUGGAAUCAUUUUAAACAACUUUUAUCUAUUUGCGAAGCUCAGAGGCAGAUUGGGGAGACAUCUUUGAAUGAAGCAAGCUCCAGAUCUCAUCAGAUUCUUAGAUUGACAAUUGAGAGCUCAGCUCGUGAAUUUUUAGGCAACGACAAGUCAAGUUCUCUCACAGCUACUGUGAAUUUUGUUGAUCUUGCUGGAAGUGAACGUGCAUCUCAGUCGUUAUCAGCUGGUACACGUCUCAAAGAAGGUUGUCACAUAAAUCGUAGUUUGCUUACUCUUGGGACUGUUAUUCGUAAGCUCAGUAAGGGAAGAAAUGGACAUAUUCCUUUCAGGGAUUCGAAGUUAACUCGUAUAUUGCAAUCUUCCUUGGGAGGCAAUGCUAGAACCGCAAUCAUCUGUACAAUGAGCCCUGCACGAAUCCAUGUUGAGCAAUCAAGAAACACACUAUUUUUUGCAAGUUGUGCUAAAGAAGUUGUAACUAAUGCUCAGGUGAAUGUAGUUGUAUCUGAUAAGGCACUAGUAAAACAGUUGCAAAGAGAAUUGGCUAGAUUGGAAAGCGAGUUAAGAAGUUCCGGACAUACUUCUGUUACUCCCGAUUCUACUUUAUUAAUUAGAGAAAAAGAUCUCCAGAUUGAAAAGCUAAAGAAGGCCUUAAGAGAACUUACCUUGGAACGAGAUUAUGCUCAAUCUCAGGUUAAGGAUCUACUUAAAAUGGUUGAAGAUGAUAAACCUUUAAUGCCAUCGACAGAAUUGGAUGAUCACUACCCAAGAUUACGGGUGCAGUCUUCAUGGGACUUAGAGAAUCACCCAGCUGAGACAACAGUGAUGACAGAUUCUCGAAUCCUGGGUGAUGUUGCUGGAUCUUUUGAUGCAUCUCAAGAUUCUGGUGGACAUAGCAGUAGGUCUGAUGAUAAUUUUAUGCAUCUUGUUGAAUUUGAAAAGAAUUCCCUGCAAGGUAAAUCCCCUCCACGAGUAGCAGCAACGGUUCCUUCUUUGGUUGAUACUCAACUACAUAUGGAGGAGAUAGAAGAACUGUCCUGUGAUAACUCUGAGGAUCUCUGCAAGGAAGUUCGAUGUAUUGAGAUGGAAGAAUCAAGUAUAGAUAGAUACUUAGUUUCAACCAUGUCAGGUUCUAGCCCAGAAAGAUACAUUGAUUCGACCACACAGUCUCCUAUAGCAAACACAACAACCUCUAGAUUGAAAGUAGCUGAUAACGAGCACAGUAAAAAAUGUAAAUUAGAAUCAUCCCCUUCAGUAGAAGAUAAUAAGUCUAACAACUUCAGUCCCUUUUAUGUGGUCCCAUCUCCGGAGAAGCCUUCUCCAUGGAUGAUGGAGAAAGAUAUCUGUACCUCUGGAGGAUUACAGUUAACUAGGAGUAGAAGUUGUAAAGCCAGUCUUAUGAGAACCAUAUCUAUAGAGAACAUCAAGGAAAUCCAGGGCACACCACCAAUUUGCUUUGGAAAAGACUUCAUAGGGAGACCUGAGGGCUUCCAAAUAAAACUUGCUGCAUUGCGAUACAAUAUUGAGACGGAGAAUUCGUCACAAACUUGUUCUCAAACUUCCCAGAAGAGCACUUCUAAAGGCGCGCCCGGUGAACAGAAUGUUGAUGUGUCAGAAGACGAGAAAAGUGAUGUUACUUCAGCUAUUGAACCAGAACAAAACCGGAUAUCCAACCUCCACAGUGAAAAUCAACUUCUCAACGCAACAAAGCCGAUAUCCAACCUCGAAUCUGAAAAUCAUCUUCUUGAUGCAGCGAUGCUUGGGGCUAAACCAAAUCCCCUUGAAUCCGAUGAGAAGAAUGUGGAAGAUAUCGGCAUGGAUCCAACCCAAAAUGACAUGAGAAGCGAUUCAAAAUGGCCUUCAGAAUUCAGAAGACUUCAAACAGACAUCAUUGAGUUGUGGCAUGUUUGUAACGUCUCAUUGGUUCAUAGAACCUACUUUUUCCUUCUAUUUAAAGGCGGCGAUCCAGCUGAUUCUAUCUAUAUGGAGGUAGAGUUCAGGAGGCUGUCCUUCCUCAGAGACACAUUCUCUCAGGAAAAUCAAACCGUAGAAAAUGGCCAAACUUUGACAGCAGCAUUGAGUAUGAAGGCUCUCCGCCGGGAGAGGCAGAUGUUGAGCAGACAAAUGCGGAAGAGGCUCUCAGAAAAACAAAGAGAGACCCUGCUCGUAGAAUGGGGCAUUAGUUUGAAUUCUAACCACCGGAGGUUGCAGUUGGCUCAUCUUUUGUGGAAUGAUACAAAAGAUAUGGAUCACAUAGGAAGGAGCGCAGCCAUUGUUGCUAAACUUGUUAACUACGUAGAACCAGAGCAAGCCUUCAAAGAGAUGUUUGGCCUCAAUUUCACUCCACGCCGCGGUGCUCGAGGAACCACCUCGUUGGAGACGAAGCAUCAACCUUGUCUUAUAAUGUAAGCUUCUCGCUAAUCAUCUUUGUACAGAUUACGUGUUGUUACUCAAUCGGUGUAUUUCUUUGUUCUUCCUUGGAUAUUUCUACCUUUUCUCGACCCGGUCUGAUUAUAAUUUAAUUGCAAGGAUUAUGUAAACUUGUGAAUUUCUAAUGGAAUGCGACUUUAUUAGUUUUUUUUUUUAA